GGUGUUCUUUAUGUUCCCUACAGGAGCUGCCGAUACAAAGGUCUGACCCAGAAGAAAUUCUGCGUCACCUGUACCAUCAAGAUCAAGAUCAAGAUCACACACACACACACACACACACACACAAAACGUGGGGAAUCACAUGGAGCGAGCUGCUACUGGUGCAGGCAAUUUGUCGCAAUGGUUUCAAAAAGAGUUGUUGACAAAAUGUAUCUCGGCGAUGAAAGGAAGACGAGGAUGGAAACAAUGUUCCAGAUAGUCAAGAACACAGACCUAGAGGAAAGGAAGAAGUUGAAAGCAGUACGUGGUGCUGGCAAGAUGGGAGACAUCCAGGAACCAAGUGAGGAUUGUCUGAUGAAUGAAGAGGCUCAUCAGGCUGGGACCAUACAGGUUAAGAGACGGCUCAGUCCUGAAGAAUAUGCAAAAGUUAAAAAAAGAAAAAAAGAAAAUGAUCUCUUAAGAAAGGAAUGGCCAAGGAUUUUUCUCAAUUGGAGAGGCAAGAUGAGCUGCUUGAGUCGUAAAAGUGACCAGAUGCCUCUUUUCAUGGGGGACGUCCAGAGCCUCAUGUUUUUCUCACUUCUUGGCAAUAAAUUUCCACUUCCGCCCAGGUUUGUAACUUAUAGAAAUGUAACAAAAGUGCCCAGUGUGGUAAUGGUUCACAUUGAAGGAGUGGGAGUGGAUGACAUCAAGCAGAUCGCACAGUCACUCCCAGAAGUGAACACAACUGAGAAAUGUGAAAGUGAAGCUAAGGAUAAUCAGGAAGGAAAUUCUACUACAUGUAAGAGACCAGAUGUUUCCAUACAGAUGAAAGUGGAUGCAAGAAACACAGACAAGGCUGUUAGCAGUAGUGAUUUUUUCCCGGGUUGGCUCAAGAGCACUCUGCCAACCAUAAGUGGCUUCAUGAAUCAUGGUUUAGAAGUUGUAGCACCUUCUAUUCAUGGUUUAUGUCCUGUUGAGGAACUACUUGAGAUGCAACUGGAGAAAAGCAAAGAUGGUGAUAUAGAUGCCCUUAAGUUAAGUAAUGUCUUAACAACGAACAUUGCUACUAGUUCUUUCUUCAAGAAUCUGUCCAAACUUGAUUCAAACCCUGAUGAUGACAUUCAUCCUGAUGACAAAUUCAACAGACUUAAGCUCCUGUUGAAGCCAGAUGAGUUUGUCAAACUUGGUUACCCACUCCCUAUGCCUGGCUUUAAGGGAGGUAGAUACAAAGACUUUGUGUUCACUUCAGAUAAUUACAAAGAGGUAACAUCUCGUUCUCCAAUGUUUGGCAUGGAUUGUGAGAUGUGCUUGACUUCUAUCAACAAAUUGGAGCUCGCCAGUAUCUCAGUGGUCAAUGAGAAGUUGGAGUGUAUCUACCACACUUUGGUGUUGCCUUACAACAAAGUGGUGAACUAUUUGACAAAAUUCUCGGGCAUCACAAAAGACAUGUUACAAACAGUCACCAAGAGAUUGGAAAAUGUGCAAAAGGACUUGCAGAAGCUGCUGCCUCCCGAUGCCAUCCUAGUGGGCCAUGGUUUGUGUAAUGAUUUCAAUGCCACAAAAAUAAUGCACCCAUAUGUGAUUGACUCUGCAGAGAUUUAUAAAGUGUCCGGUAGGCACUCUAAGACCUCCUCCCUCAAGACACUGAGUAAAAUGUUUCUGAACCUGAAAAUCCAGAUCUAUGGAAGUGGAGGGCAUGACCCUACAGAGGAUGCAUCAGCUUCUCUCCAGCUUGUCCAGUGGAAACUGAAGCAUGAUGAGACGUAUGGCAAUAUGCUUAUGGGAUGGGUGCCUCCUACGGAUUCAUAUUAUGAUUGGGAGAAGAUGUGUCCAUCAAAAUCGGACGAAAAGGCGGUGGACUCCAAGCAAGAACGGAAAGAUAGUAGCAAAAUAUCAACUGAAAAAGCCAUUGGGCCUUUCAGAAGGACUGAUAAAUAUAUAUUCCAGGAAUUGGAGCAUUGCAACCUUGCUGUCAUCACCACUGCUCGGUGCUUCAAAAAUUACCUCCCUAUAUUACCUACCCUCAGCAACAUUCCCUUAAUGGAGGUUCUCUCAGGGAAUAAGCAAGUUUCUCAGCGAGCAAGAGAUUUUGUGCCAAACAGUAGGCUAACUUUCAUUCACAUGGAGAUGGGCAUAAAGCUGAGCCAGUGCCCUAAUAAAGCUACUCGUCACCGACAGCUUAGGAAGCUGGACAAGAGACUGCACAGGAUACACAAGGCUGCUAUCCCUAAGUCUAUUCAUGUUUAUGUUUUCAGUGGGUCAUCUCUGAAUGUGCCUUUCGAAAAGCACUCCAAUGGUUUUGUUUUAGUAGGGAUCAAGGAUCUACCCUUCAAGACAUAAUGAUGUCCUACUCAUGUCAUUUAGUCAUACAAUCAACCCUUGUGACAGAUCAUCAGGCCUUUGCAGGCAAAUGUUUGAAAGAAGCAAAAUCAUUGUACAGUACUAAUAUGAUGGUACAAAAAUAUAUGAAAUUCCUUAA
Messenger RNA from Portunus trituberculatus (swimming crab), 2455 nucleotides. RefSeq lists its product as uncharacterized. NCBI's taxonomy places the organism in Eukaryota, Metazoa, Arthropoda, Malacostraca, Decapoda, Portunidae. The transcript is spliced from 12 exons. The record is from RefSeq and is a predicted model, not a curated record. Gene Ontology annotation, cellular component: nucleus. Gene Ontology annotation, molecular function: nucleic acid binding; exonuclease activity. Bases 178 to 2316 code for a protein of 712 amino acids.